This is a messenger RNA of Heterocephalus glaber (naked mole-rat), 11605 nucleotides long. RefSeq names its product RNA sensor RIG-I (gene Rigi). Gene Ontology annotation, molecular function: ATP binding; single-stranded RNA binding; double-stranded RNA binding. Gene Ontology annotation, biological process: antiviral innate immune response; cytoplasmic pattern recognition receptor signaling pathway. The record is from RefSeq and is a predicted model, not a curated record. Lineage: Eukaryota; Metazoa; Chordata; Mammalia; Rodentia; Bathyergidae. Gene Ontology annotation, cellular component: cytoplasm.
UGAAAUCUUGUCUCAAAAUUUUGAAAAGCCAGGGAUGUAGCUCAGUACUUCUGGGUUCAAUGCCCAGUACUGCAAGAGAAGAUCAUUUAGGUUAUUAUAUCAUCCAGUUUAUCAUCUGAGGAAGUCAAUCAUGGGAAUAAUUUCAGUUGAAUAUAGCAGGUUUAUAGGAGGGAUUCAGAGGUGAGGAAACGGGAGUAUUGAAAAACUAGAAGCUUGAGUAAGAAGGGAAGGGUAUAGAGUUCAAGCUAGAGAGGUACAAAGUCAAAGAGUUUGCACUUUAAAAUUUUUUGAGACAGCAAUCUUGCUAAUUCUCCAGGAUGUCCUUGAAUUUGUGAGACUUCUGCCUCAGCUCCCUGAGUAGCUGUGAUUAUAGGCAUGUGCACCUGGCUUGUUUUAAACUUAGAACAGGAGCUGUGGAUGGAUGUAGCUCAGUAGGUAGAAUGCUUGCCGAGCAAGGGUGAGGCUUUGGCUUCAAUCCCCAGUCAGUGGAGGAAGAACAAAGAAAAACUCUUAAAUUUAAAAUGCCAGAGAGGUAAGGUUUGGGGGAAGAAAUGGCUGGGAAGCGGAAAGGUUGAGAAUAAGGGAGAGCAAUAAUUGAAGCAAAGCUCUUAAAUGGGAGAGAUGAUCCAGAACACAGGUCAAUAAGUAAUGGAUAGAAGCAGCGGCAAGUCAUUCUAAUAUGGCAGAAGGAGGUGAAAAUGGACAAAAAUAUUUGUAGGUAGAUGAAUUAAUAUGAGGUAGUAAAUGUCCUAAAGCCUUUUUCUCUAUGGAAUGGGAAGAAUGGCAUUUGAGAAUGAUGGAUCCUGAAUAGGAUUCGGUUUAAGGAGAAUGAAAGAAAUGUCCUUUGAAGGUCAUAGAGUGGGUUAAGAUUUGCUGAUUGGUGUUCAGGCCCUAUCUGAGAUGGAAUAUAUUUGUGAGAUACUAAGAUUUGUGAUUUCUUUUUGUCCUGGUAGUAUUCAGCGCUGGGAGUAGAAGCACAAAGUAAUGUUGAAUGUAUAGUAUGCGUUUUUAUAUAUGAAUUAAUGAAUAAAUGGAUGGAUUAUCCAGUUUUGUUCAAUGUGAACAGUAAAAGAACACGGGCAAGGGGGUUGAAGGAGAUACUGUUUAGAGUAGCUGAGUUGAUACAUCCUGGUGUCUUGGCUGUGUAGGACAAAAAGUGAAGUUACGAGAUGACCAAUAUACUUGGAGAAUAAUGAGGUUAAAGUAGGUAUAGGGACAGGAAUAAGAAAACAAAAAUUAUUUUAGAUGCCUAACUCUAGGCAUGAUUGGAAGUUGGUAAUUAAAAUUGAAAUGGGUCCAGGAAAAGUUGAGUAGAAAAAAAAAAAAAAGGUGAGUAGAGUUGAGGAUAAUGAUCUUACAAGGCUAAAUAUCCUUUACGUGAAAAAACACUGGAUGACAGGCAAUACAGGAUAGAGAACAAAAUGGGAGUUAUUUCAUGUCUUUGAUAUAAAUACCACUGGAUUUGCAAUUAAAAACACAAGUGAAGAAAAUAGGUUUCAAGUUAGGUCAAGCUCUAUAUUCCUUCCUAUAGAAUCUGCAACCAUGUACCAUCAGCUAGUAUAUAACAGACACAAAGAGGCAAAAUGAGGCCUGUCUAGUAUUUCCCUGGAGUAUGGGGUAGGCUGCUUAUCGGCACAACCAUGUGCACUUUAGGUAAACAUCUCAGGGAGAACAGGAAUAUUUAUAUAUAAAAGUUUCACUCACUAGCCAGUUGUAGUGCACGUCUGUAAUCCCAGCAACCUAGAGCCUCAAAAAAAAGUAAAGAUAAAAAGAGGGGUAUGGAUGUAGCAAGAUUUACUCAGAUCUUGUAACUGACUCCUAAAUCUCUAUGUGCCGGAUAGAUUCCAAGGAGUCCUUGUAGACAGCAGGUGGGAGGGUGAAAGAGCUCAACAGAUAGGUCAGCUGCCACCACAAAAAAGAGAUUUUUGGAGGCUAAGCCUCCAGUUUAAAUGAGCUACGAAAUAUGUAGGGCUUUUCAUUGAAACUCCUGCAGGGCCACAUCUUAGCAGAGAAGACAAUAAGCCAGGACUAAGGAUUUAACUUGCAUUAAGGGCAAAUCUGAAACCAACCUACCACAAUGUGUAAAUGAAGAUUGUAAGUUCACAUUGAUCGCCUAGUUAUUUAAUGGCAUGCUAGAACAAAGAGCAACACUUCCACUUCUGAGAAUAAAACCAUCUAGAGCAUAACAUAACAUCCACUGUAAAACAAAUUACUAGAUAUGUGAAGGCAUCUAGAAUUAAGAGAAAAAACAAUAAUAAACAGACUGAGAUAACUCGGAUAAGGGAAUUAACAAAGACUUUAAAGACACUAUUAGAAACUAGGCUUGUUUGCACACACCUAUAAUUCCAACACUCCAGGGGGCUGAGACUGGAAGAUUGCUAAAUUCCAGUCCAGCCUGAGCAAGUUGGUGACUUAGAGCCUGUUCAAAACUAAAAAACUGGACUAUGGAUGUAGCUCAGAGUGGCCCUGGGUUCGAUUACUCAUACUGAAAAAAUAUUAUCAGAAAAAAAUCUAACGGUCCUAACUGAAUGCAUCUAAAUGUUCCUGGGCUCCUGAACAUCUAGGAUGCUGGAGUGUCCUAGAGGUGAUUUCUAGGUUCUUUCUGUUCCAAACGAAAAAUUGAACAAAACAAGCAUAAACUGUGACAAAGUUUCGCAUUUGUUAAAGGUAGGAAAAUAAGUUUUGCAGAGUGAGUUUGGGCCAAGUAAAAGGAAGAAAAAGUAAAGAUACACCUACAGUGUAGGGUGGGCUACUAUGAAGGGACAUGACAGUGAAGGCUUAAUGAUGACUCCCUUUUUUUAAUAUUUCCCACACUGGUGUCAUUUCCAGGUCAUCCUACCAAAAACCUGCUUGAAUUCUCAUGAGAGGACCACAUGAAGGGUUCUGAAAAUUGUUCUAUGUGUGUCCCGGGAUCAUGUCAUGCCUUCUUUCCCAGCUAGUUUUAGCCACAUCCUGUCCCUCCUGUCUCAAAGACAGUUAUAAAUUAUGAAGCAAAAACAGAACAAAAGGGAUAAAUGGACAAAUCAAUAAUCAUAGCUGGAGAUUUAAAAUCUUCCCACUAAGUAGCUGACAGAAAAUAUAAACUGAAAAUUAGUGUGGAUGUAGAAGAUUGGACCACAUUACAAACCAUUUUGACACAAUUGACAUAUAAUAUAGCCAAGAACUACAGAGUCCCCAUUUUUACGUGAACCUGAAAUUUGUCAAGAUGGUCCAUAUGCUGGGCUGUAAAACAAGUUCAGUAAAUUUGAAAAGAUUGAAAUUUUACAGUAAAUUUGCUCUGACCACAACAGAUUAAAAUCAGAAGUUAGUAACAGUCCUUCUACUUCAGCCUCCCAGUGUUGGAAUUACAAGUGCAGCGAGGCCUGGCUUCUAAGUCUUUAAAAUCUUUGCUAAUUCCCUCAUAUGGGUUAUCUCAGUCUAUCUUUUUCUCUUAACUCUGGGCUCCUUCACAUGUUUAAGCUAUUUAGAAAAUUCUCAGUAUUUGAAAAACAAACAGCACACUUCUAAGUAACCUAUAGGUUGAAAAAGAAAUCAUAGGACUAUUAGAAACUAUUUCAAAUGGAAAGACAUUGACAACACAAUAUAUCAAGCUUAGGAGACACUAGAGGAUCUUGGCUGAAAAAAUAGAAAUUUAUAGAUUUAAAUGCUUAAACUGGAAUAGAAAAAAUACACCAUCAGUGAUCUAGGCGUCUAUUUUGAGAAGCUACUAAAAGAAGCAAAUUAAACCCAAAGCAAGGAGAAAAGAAUACUCGUUAGAGCAGAAAUCCAUGAAAUAGGAAGUAGAAUAACAGUGAGAAAAACUAUUAAAGUGAAUGUUGGUUCUCUGAAAAGAAAAAACUGGCAAGACUGACUUUUUUAAAAGGUAAAAAGUAUCGCGCCCCAGUGGCCUAAUGGAUAAGGCACUGGCCUCCUAAAAGGUAAAAAGAUAAUAAGGAGUGUGUUGAAAAACUUGUGCCAAUACAUUUAACCAUUUAGAGAAAAUUGAAAGAUAAACUUUUACUCAUUAAAUUUUAAGGUAUUUAUUUGAACAAAUAGUGAUUCAUGAAUUGGGCAGCUCCAAACCAGAAGUGAUUCAAGGUUCCGUCAGAGAGGGUUAAAGAGCUUUUCCGGUUCUUGGGUAUAGUGUUUUAUAAUGUAAGUUCUGUCAGCUUUUGUAGGGUGAAUCAGGAAGCAGGUCAAAGAGAUUAUUUGAUGGAUUAAAGUAUGAGCAGUUGCCUCAUCUGGACUGUCUAGGCAAGAACUUCAAGACAAUAUAACUAAUGUCAAAUUGAGCACUUGUGUUUGACUAAGCCUAAGGUUCAUUUGCUUACAAGGGCAUUAGAGUAAAUGUCCUGUAAUUUAAUUACAGUAUUUUAACAUUUGAAAAGCAUAACUUACCAAAACUGACUCAGAAUGGAACAUCAUACUAGCCUUAUAUCUAGUAAAGAAGUUGAAAUCAUUAUAAAGAAUCUCCUUGAACUUGAUGAUCCUCUUGAAUCUCCUUGAAUUUAGUGAUCCUCUUGCUUCAGCCUUCUGAGUAAUGAGAUUACAGGCACCAUGCCUGGCUUCAGAUCGUUUAGAGAUGAAUUCUAUUAAACAUUUUAGGGAGAAAUGAUAACAGUCUUACACAAACUCUUGGUUUGUGAUGCUAGCAUAGCCCUGACAUCAAAACCUGACAAAAGACAUUACAAGAAAAUUGCAAAUCAGUGCCUGUACGAACACAGACACAAAAAUAUAUAUGAAAAUACUAGCAGACUGAAUCUAGACAUACAUAAAAUGUUGGUACUUCAUGACCAAGUGGGAUUUAUUUCAGGAAUGCUAGAUUGAUUUUAACAUUCAAAAAUCAAAAACAAGGGUUGGAGAUGUAGCUUGGUGGUAAGAGUGCUUGCGUAGGAUGCAUGAGGUUCUACAUUCAGUCCCAGCACCAACAAUCAAGAAAAAAAACCAGUGAAAUUUGGUUAUAUUAAUGGAAUAUAUGAUCACUUCAAUAGAUACCAGAAAAUUUUGUAAAAUUUAAAAAUUUGAAAAACUCAACAAACCAGGUUAAUGAGAGAACUUCAUUAGUCUGAUAAAGGUCAUCUAAGAAAAACUUAAAACUAACCUCACAAUUACAGUGAAACUGAUCAUUUUUCCAUUGAGAUUAGUUAUAACAUGAAAGUGUCAACUCUAAUCACUUUUAUUUAGCUUUCUAUUGGAUGCCCUACAUGAAGCAAUAGGUAAAGAAAAUGAAGCAAAAAACAGAUUAGAAAGGAAGAUGUAUAACUAUAAUGAAAGCAAAUGAAAAUCAUAAAGAUUGGUAAGGAAUGUAUUUGCAAAUGACAUGAUUGUUUACCAGAAAAAUUUUAAGAAAUCUAUAGAAAAAUGGCUAGAAUAAGUGAUUUUAGCAAUAUUUCAUGAUGGAAGCUAAACAAACAAAAGUCACUUGCAUUUCUUUUUUUUUUUGAUACUGGGGAUCAAACUCGGGACCUUGUGCUUGCGAGGCAGGUGCUGGAAGUCACUUGGAUUUCUAAAUAGUAGCCACAAUCUGAAAAUGAAAUUUUAAAAAUAAUUCCAUUUAUAAUAGCAUCAUCAUAAAAUGGCCAACAAUAAAUUAAAUAUAAUAUGUAUAAGACUUGUACUCUUUGAUCCCAGAUCUCUAGGAGGCCAGGCAGGAGGAUGGAAAGUUACAGCCCAGCCUGGACAGGAAGAUGGAAAGUUCCUGCCAAAAGUGGGCAAUUUAGAGAUUUAGUAAGACUAUAUCCAAAUAAAGUUACAGAAAUAAGACUAUCAAAAUAAAAAGUUACAAAAGGGAUGAGGAUUUACGUUCAGGGUAAGGCCCUGGGUUCAAUCCCCAGUGCAAAAAAAGAAAGAAGAAAAUCUGUAUUUUUAAAACUGGAAACAUUGCUGAGAGAAAUAAACAACCUAAGUAAACAGAAAGGAAUACCAUGCUUAUGGAUAAGAAGAUGCAAUAUUGUGAAGAUGUCAGUUCUCUGGAAAUUCAUCUGUAGAUUCAAUGCAAUACUGAUAGAAAUCCCAACGGUUUUUUUUUUCUUUUCCAUUGACAAGUCGAUUCUUAACCGCACUGGAAAUAAUAAGAACCUAGAAUAGCCAAUACAAUCUUUACAAUAUGGAACAAAUUUGGAAUACUCAAUACUUUGAAAUUCUCAAUACUACAUUUUCUUGAAAUCUACAGGAACCAAGAGAAUGGUAUUGUUACAAAUAUUAGGCAAUAGAAUGGAAUAAAAUAAUCUGGAAUGGAACUACUCACAGUCAAUUGCUUUCUUGACAAAGGUCCCAAGGCUAUUCAGUGGAGGAAGAAAAAAUUUUCAAAAACUGGUGCUGGUACAAUUAGAAAUUUUGAAAAAAAAAAUGAACUGGGACCUCUAUGUCACACCAUUGCAAAAUUAGAGUCAUAGACCUAAAAGUGAAAGUUAAAAAUAUAUACUUAAAAUAUAGAAUACCUUCAUGACCUUGGGGUAGGUAAAGAUUUAUUUAAAAGGGCACAAAAAGAAAUAAACAGAAAAAACUUGACAAAUUGGGUCUCAGCAAUAUAAACUUUUGCUAAUUAAAAGACAUCUUUAAGAAAAUGAAAUGGUAAGUUGCAGACUGGCAAAAGAUAUUUCACAUAUGUGUAUUUGACCAUUUUGUAUCCAUAAUAAAUAAGUCUUGUAAAUUUAUAUAAAAAAACCCCUCCAACAUCAAGCAAAAGAUAGGAGCAGAUGGUUCACAAAAGAUGUGAUACGAACAGCCAAUAAGAACAUAGAAAUGUACCCAACAUCACUAUGUGGUACACUUACAAUUAAAACUACUGUACUGUUUCACACUGACCAAGAAGCAAGUUUAACAAUAAAGACUGACCAGUGUGCUGAUCUAGCAAAGCAGAAUGUACUAGAGUUUUCUUGUGAGGGUGGAAUUGCAAACUGAUAUGGCCAUUUUAGAAAACAGGUAGCAAUUUCCUAUGAAGUUAAAACACAUUCACCAUAUGGGUCCUCAUUUCGGAGUACAGUAGUAGUUAUAGCUGUAAUACAUCUUUCCAGAUUCAUCGAAUUGCACACUUAAGCUAUGCGCAUUUUACUGUACCCAAACUUUCUUAUAAAAAACAAAACGAUAAAAAUAAACUCAAUUCCCAAGAGGGCUCUUCAGGCCCACUGUCAUUACUCCCCCCUCCCCCCAAACGAAACUGAGCUGUGGUGAGCAUGCCCAGUCCAGGGCUCCUCUGCUGUGGCUAGUUGCAGUUUCGGUUUUCCCUUGGUUAUCUGAAGUUCCCUGGUAGCUCCGCCUCUCAGCCCGAAAGGUUUUUUCUGAAAACCUCUAGCCUCCGCGCUGACUCAAGCCGCAGUCCUCAGGUCGGGCGCAGCCAGACGAACAUGACGGCGGAGCAGCGGCACAACCUGCGAGCCUACAGCGACUAUGUCAGGAAGAGUCUGGAUCCUACCCAUAUCCUUAGCUACAUGACCGCCUGGCUUAGAGAGGAUGAAGUGCAAUAUAUCCAGGCUGAGAAAAACAACAAAGGUCCGAUGGAGGCUGCCUCACUUUUUCUUAAGCUCUUGUUGGAACUCCAGGUGGAAGGCUGGUUCCGUGGCUUUUUGGAUGCCCUAAACCAUGCAGGUUACUCUGGACUUUACGAAGCCAUUGAAAGGUGGGAUUUUCAAAACCUUGAAAAGUUAGAGGACCAUAGAUCACUUUUGAGACGUUUAGAACCAGAAUUUAAAGCCAGAAUUAUUCCAACAGAAAUCCUCCCAGAAAUAGCUGAAUGUUUAAUUACUCAGGAUUGUGAAGAAAUACGGCAAGUUUGCAUCAGUAGGGGGCCUAUGGCAGGUGCAGAGAAAAUGGCUGAAUGUCUUCUCAGAUCAGACAAGGAGAACUGGCCCAAGAUUUUGAAACUUGCUUUGGAGAAAGAUGGAAACAUCUUCAAUGAACUGUGGAUUAUAGAAGAAGGUAUGAAAGAUUUUGAAAUUAAAGAUCUUGAGGAUGACAAAAUAGAACAUUCUGACAUACAGAUUUUCUACCAGGAAGAUCCAGGAGACCAAAAUCUUAGUCAGAAUCCCUGUUCACCUUCAGAAGUGUCUCAUACUAACUUAUACAGCCCAUUGAAGCCAAGAAGUUACCAGUUAGAGCUUGCUUUGCCUGCGAAGGAAGGGAAAAAUACAAUAAUAUAUGCUCCUACUGGUUGUGGAAAAACCUUUGUUUCACUUCUUAUAUGUGAACAUCAUCUUCAAAAGUUUUCACAAGGACGAAAAGGGAAAGUUGUCUUUUUUGCUAACCAGGUCCCUGUGUAUGAACAGCAGAAGACUGUGUUCUCAAGAUAUUUUGAAAGACUUGGCUACAGAGUUACAGGCAUUUCUGGAGCAACAGCCGAGAAUGUCCCAGUGGCACAGACUAUUGAGAGCAAUGACAUCAUCAUUUUAACACCACAGAUUCUUCUGAAUAAUCUUAAAAAUGGAACCGUUCCAUCACUGUCUAUCUUCACCUUGAUGAUAUUUGAUGAAUGCCACAACACAAGUAAACACCACCCAUACAAUAUGAUCAUGUUCAAUUAUCUAGAACAGAAACUUGGAGGAUCUUCAGAUCCAUUGCCUCAGGUCAUUGGGCUGACUGCGUCAGUUGGUGUUGGAGAUGCUAAAAACACAGAGGAAGCCAUAGCCUACAUUUGCAAACUGUGUGCUUCUCUUGAUGCAUCAGUGAUAGCAACAGUUAAAGAAAACUUGGAGGAACUGGAGCAAGUUGUUUAUAAGCCCCAGAAAAUUUCCAGGAAAGUGAAACCACGGACUACCAACAGAUUUAAAUUGAUUAUAUCUCAGCUGAUGAAGGAGACGGAGCAUAUGGCAAAGAUUAUCUCUGAAGAACUUGGUUACUUAUUUGAAAUUCAAGACAGAGUAUUUGGAACACAGAAAUAUGAACAGUGGAUUGUUGAAGUUCAUAAAGCAUGCAGGGUGUUUCAGUUGCCAGACAAAGAAGAAGAGAGCAGGAUUUGUAAGGCAAUGUAUUUGUACACUUCACAUUUGCGGAAAUAUAAUGAUACCCUUAUUAUCAGUGAGGAUGCACAAAUGAAAGCCGGUUUGGAUUACUUGAAGGAUUUCUUUAACAAUGUGCGAGCAGCGGCAUUUGAUGAGAUUGAACAAGAUCUUACUCGGAGGUUUGAAGAAAAGUUGCCAGAACUAGAAAAUGUUUCCAUGGAUCCCAGCAAUGAGAACCCUAAACUCAAAGACCUCCACUUAAUCUUACAAGAGGAGUACCACGUAAACCCAAAGACAAGAACCAUUCUUUUUGUGAAAACCAGAGCGCUUGUGGAUGCUUUAAAAAAAUGGAUUGAAGAAAAUUCUGCACUUAACUUUCUAAAACCUGGCAUAUUAACUGGACGUGGCAGAACAAGUAAUAAAACAGGAAUGACCCUCCCAGCACAGAAGUGUGUAUUGGAUUCAUUCAGAGCCAAUGGAGAUAAUAUUCUGAUUGCCACCUCGGUUGCUGAUGAAGGCAUUGACAUUGCUCAGUGCAAUCUAGUUAUCUUGUAUGAGUAUGUGGGCAAUGUCAUCAAAAUGAUCCAAAGCAGAGGCAGAGGAAGAGCAAAAGGUAGCAAGUGCUAUCUCCUGAGUAGUAAUGCUGAUGUAAUUGAAAAAGAAAAUACAAACUUAUACAAGGAAAAAAUGAUGAAUGACUCCAUUUCAAUUCUUCAGACAUGGGAUGAAGCAACAUUUCAAAAGAGAAUUCACCAUAUACAGGGUCAAGAAAAAUUUAUCAGAGAUAGUCAACCAAAACCCAAACCCGUCCCUGAUAAGGGGAAUAAAAGACUGCUCUGUGGAAAGUGCAAAGUCUUGGCAUGUUAUACAGAUGACAUUCGAGUGAUAGAGGAAUCCCAUCACACUGUGAUUGGAGAUGCUUUUAAGGAGUGCUUUGUGAGUAAACCACACCCCAAACCACGGAGCUAUGGAAAUUUUGAAAAGAAAGAAAAGAUAUUCUGUGCCAGCCAGAACUGUGGCCAUGACUGGGGAAUACAUGGGAAAUAUAAGACGUUUGAGAUUCCAGUCAUAAAGAUUGAAAGUUUUGUGGUGGAGGAUAUUGUAACUGGACUUCAGAAACAGUACACAAAGUGGAAGGACUUUCCUUAUAAGAAGAUAGAAUUUCAUGCUACAGAAAUGUCUAAAUGACCUCAUGGCCCCAGUCUUUAGCUACAGGGACUGGUAACUUUGAAGAAGAAAUUAAUCCAGUGGGUACAACCAUGGAUCACUUGUAAGCUUUGUGAAAAUAUUUUACGUAAGGCUUAUACUGUAUUGAAUAUUUAUGUUAACUUCACUUGUUUUAAAUAAUCUGUAUCGUAUCACAUAUACAAAGCACAUGUGAGUGAAUUGGAGCAUUGAAUAUUUUGUGGGCCAAGAAAACUCACAGAACUUGGAGAAAAAUUUGAAAUUGUUUCUGCCCUCCUAUCCAAUUGCCAGUGAACACAUAAUAGCCACUCAGCACAUGUUAGGAUGAAUGAAUCAAAAGUUGAAAGGUUUUUUCAUACCCCUUUGUUUCCUAAAGCUACUCUACAGUAGCUUAUGCCCUUAACAAUCUACUGAAAUUGUUCUUUUCUAGGCUACCAGUGACUGGUUGUCAAAUCUAUUGGGUACUUCUUGGCUCUUCUAUUUGGUCUCUUUGCUACUUAGGGCCGUUACAUUCCUUUCUUGAAACUCUACCUUGGGUUCUUCUCUUCUAAUUCUUUCCCUUCUUAUUGCUUCCUCUUUACACUUAUGCUAAGUGUAGAUAAUUCCAAGGGCUCAGUAUAUCUACAUAAGUAUGUAUAAGUUAUAUAUACACUCAUGUUUUCUUCAUAGCAGUGUGUAGCAUGAUAAUCAUAAAACUAUAGUAGACAGCUUUUAUUAGUGAGGGCACAUCACUUCCUGAAGUUUUGUUCUUUUAGUUUACUAUCUAUUUUUCUCUAUUAGUUUGUUCUCUUAACCUGCCAUUUUCAUAGCCAUCUCUAGUCAUUUUCCAGUAACGGUUGAUGUUUAAUACUUGGACUGUGUGUUCUCAGUUAAGUCCCUUGGAUGGUACUGAUCAGGUAGUUUAAUUUGGCUGUCCUUUCUACUUAAAAUUUUUGCUGAUGCUUCAGAGCUUAGUUUGGAGUUUUCCCAUCAUUGCGAUAGUGUCUUGAGUCUUGUUAUUUUCACCAGACCAACACAGUUCAUGUUCAGUUUAGAGUAGAAUCUCUAGUAACUUGUAAGCUUUAUAGCAAUUUAAGCAUCUUCCUAGAACAGAUUCAGAUUAGUUGUUUAUAAUGCAUUAGGACCAUCAGUGGCCUAACAAAAAAGCUCUAGAGAUCAUAAAAUGUUGAUCUUAUGUUCAACAAAUACAACCUUUUUCAAGUAACACCUAUUUACAUCUAGGCUAUUUGGAGAUCACCUAUACCUGGCCAGUCAACCCUGGAGAUCAAUGGGAUGAUUUGGUAGAGUCACCUCAUUUUCUGUUUGAUCUGAAGAGCAAUAGUGCUGGCAAGUAGCCAGAGAAAAUUGCUAGUUAUCUAACUUCUCUUUGAUUUUUCUUCAUCUGCAAAAUGAGGGCUUUUAAAAAUUCAAAGAAUGUUAAAAAUACAUGAUAUACAGUAGUUGCUUGAUAAUGGUUAGUAAUAGUGGUAUUCUUAAAAUGCAAUAAAAUGGAUUAUUUAAAUCAA